Messenger RNA from Laccaria bicolor S238N-H82, 984 nucleotides. RefSeq lists its product as uncharacterized. The coding region runs from base 1 to 984 and encodes 327 amino acids. The transcript has 7 exons. The record is from RefSeq and is a predicted model, not a curated record. NCBI's taxonomy places the organism in Eukaryota, Fungi, Basidiomycota, Agaricomycetes, Agaricales, Hydnangiaceae.
AUGUGUGCAUUCCAAAUCUGCUACUUCCUUUUAAGUUAUUAUCGUCCAUCCCUCUGGUUGGACGCGGCCCCGUCAAAAUACCUAGCGGUGGUAACGAUAUUUGUCACUCGGAUAUCCGUGCGUUCGCCGCGCGUCGUCGGCAUCCUCCCUCGCCACGUUGCGACGCAAACCCCAUUUCACCUCACCCUACUUCACGAAUUCGUUCUAUCAUCCCAAGACGUUGAACAAAAAGACGCAAAGCCACAGAGUCAGAUUCGGCGAGGCGACGGUACAACGUUGCAGAAGUAUGUUAGGUUUACGCCACCCGUGGCUUGGGCAAGUCGUCGUGGAGAAGGAUAUGAACGUCAGCUGUCGGACCGCCUCAUUUCCGCGCACUUACUCAGUUCUCCCCCGCUCAUUCGCACAAACGGCGACUGGGUUCACGUUGAUCUAGAUGUAUCAGUUGAGUUCUCUUCUAGAUUGCGCAACACAGCCAACCCACGCACGUGGGCUCCUAUCCAUUCUGAUGGGCACUUGUCUCGCUACUUGCCAGUGUUUUAUCUUGCGCAUCCCAUCUUCGACAUCAUGGAAACGAUACUGCCAAUAUUCUGUCUGUGUCUUAUACCGCUCUCCAUACGCUAUUUCUCCAGCUCCUCUCAGAUCUCUCCUUCGGCCGCAGAACUUAUAUUCUUGAUAAGCGCCUUUUUUCUCCUGAGACCUCCCGUUACCUCAAGUCUUAUCUUUGGUACGCAGAAUACUCUAUCCAACUUGGAAAGUAUAGUCACUCAAGCUUUACAUUCAAGAGUAUUUGGCGGCCACCUCAUGAAAUUUGUAUAUCAUCUGCUGGGCAUACAAGAGGAUCUUCUCGACUUUGCUAGAAGGUGCGGUCGCACCUCGUGUGGGUUAGGAGACGAGCUCGAGGACGAUAUAGAAUCCCAGAUGCAUGCCAACACCCCACCAACCUAUGAGGACCUAUCAACACCACCCCGAAUUUAUGAAAAAUAA